This is a messenger RNA of Blumeria graminis f. sp. triticale, 2259 nucleotides long. NCBI's taxonomy places the organism in Eukaryota, Fungi, Ascomycota, Leotiomycetes, Helotiales, Erysiphaceae. The record is from the annotation of a GenBank genome assembly.
AUGAAGCUCACGACCUUUGCUCCGUUACUGUUACUGCUUUUCCGAGCUGAAUGUAGACCGCCAAAUCCCAUCGGUGGUGAUCAACGAGCCAAUGACGAUACAGCAUCACCGUGUGCGCAAGUAAGGGCUAGUGCAGUCACAGCUCUACAGACAGCACCCAAAGAUCGGCCAACAGUUACCGCGCAGCUUGCUUAUGAGUGCCUAUCCUCCGUUCCUCUAAAUCCACAAGAUGCUACGGCUUUAAUAAACUCGCUCUUUCCUUAUAUCGAAUGGCAGUCAGAUCUUUCGUACCUCAAAGCCCCACCGCCAGGCUAUCAAAUGCCAGCAGUUGAUGUAAUCGCUGAAUUGAAUCGAAUUUUGGUCGCUAUAGAAAGUGGAGCAUACAGUAAUGAGUACCAAUUUCAAAUGGAUCUUUUUCUCUUAUUUCAAUCCGUACACGACGGACACUUCAGAUUUAUACCAGAUCUUAUGGGUAAGACAUUUCAGUUUCGACGAAAAGUGAGUAUUGUAAGCGUCAGCAUUGAUGGAGUUGAGACUCCUAAAGUAUACGUCAGUACGGACAUUGCAAAGUUUGUCAAUAAUAAUAGCUCUUUUACGCCAUUUCCAGUUUCACAUAUCAAUGGACAGAACACUAGUGACUUCUUGAACUCGCUGAUGAUGCAGACCAAUCUGCAUGAUGCAGAUGCUCAGUACAAUAUGAUGAUGUAUGGGAAAGCCGGGGACGCACACUAUCCUAAAUCGAAUUAUAAUGGAUUCUUCACACUUACCGGUUAUCUUUCUUAUACAUAUCCAGGUCCUCUUACUACCUUCCGGUUUGAAAAUGGUACCGAAAAAACUUACCAAAACUAUGCCACUGUUAAAGGCAAUUUUGAGAAUGUUACCGAUGGGGCCUCUAUGUACAAAAUAUUUUGCACAGGAACCCCGGAAAACCCGGCCCCAUCAUUAGAUUUUACCGCAUCCACUAAUAUAAAAAAUAGCACUAAACCGGCUACGAGAACUAUUUACAAACCUGAAAGUAAAAAACCAGCAUUUGGAUAUCCCAAACCCGAAUACAUUUCAUCAGACCAAGUCGUUUCUGGAUAUUUUCUGAAUGAUACAGCCUUACAGGACGUGGCUGUACUCAGUAUUCUUUCUUUUCAAACUGCAUCUGUGAUAGAGUUCCAAUCAAUCAUUCAGAAGAUGAUCUUAAAAUCUAAGCUUGCCGGUAAGACAAAGUUGAUAAUCGAUCUUUCUUCAAAUGGUGGCGGCAAUCUGCUCUGUGGCUAUGAUACAUUUCGUCAGUUAUUUCCGCAGAUUGAGCAAGAUGGAUUUACACGUAUCCGUUCGCACGAUGCUUUGCAAAUUAUUAGUAAGCAAGUGUCAGAUCGCGCAUCUAAUUUCUCAUUCGGAAGCAAGGAAGCCUCAGACUAUACAUACUAUCAAACUCCUUUGAAUUAUCGAUUUGAUCUGAAUGUGAAUGGUUCUCAUUUCUCAAGCCACGAAGAUAAAUUUGGACCUAUCCAACUUAGCAAUGAUAACUUUACCAACAUAAUGCGAUGGGAGGUCGAUGAUCCAACGCUAGUCAGCCCAAUUUGGGGAGUCGGAACGAAUGUUACUGGAUACGGAGAUCGCAAAAACUUUACUCAGCCAUUUGAUGCUUCAAACAUUGUGUUGGUAUACGAUGGCGCCUGUGCAUCUACUUGCGUUAUAUUUAGCGAAUUCAUGCGCACUCAAGCUGGAGUAAGAUCGAUCGCAUUUGGCGGUAGACCAACUAAAGCACCUAUUCAGGGAAUUGGUGGUACAAAGGGAGCUAAUAGCUAUGAUUUUGCUUCGAUAUACAGUGUAGCACAACUUGCUCAAAAAACUGGAACCCCAACGCAGGUUGCGAUGUGGAAAUCGCUAUCAGCCCUCACGGAUCUACCAAUAAGCCGUAGUAUAGAUAGUGCCGUCAAUAUUAAAGAUAUUAUCUUGAGAGAAAAUCUAGAGGACGGAAUCCCAGCACAAUUUUUAUAUGAGGAAGCGAAUUGCAGAUUAUUCUAUGAGCCCAGUAUGAUUAUGGAUGUUCAGAAUCUCUGGAACAAGGCUGCCUCUGCAGCUUGGGGAGACGCCAAUUGUGUUUCUGGUCACUUAAAUACCAAAGUCAAGAUGAGCAAUCAACGGUUAAAGAAAGCUGAUUAUAUAAAGAACCGCCAAUCUGUGCGUGGAACCCAAAGAAUCAGAGCAAUUUCGGAGCGUUUAAGAAGGCGAGGUUACUUUCGGAAAAAUACUCCAUCUCGGUGA